CUCUAAAAGAAGCUGCUAGUUCUAUACCAGCUUCUUCGUCUUCUUCAACCUCAACUUCAGUUCCCAUAAACCUUGAUUUAGAAAUUUUUCAAGAAGUUUCUAGCUCACUACCAAAUAAAGAAAUGGAUUUUGAAGUUUUUGACGUAUCUAAAAUUGCUAUUAUUAACAAAAUUUCACCAGUCAAAACUUUUGGACCCUGA
Funneliformis geosporum is the source of this 200-nucleotide messenger RNA. The record is from the annotation of a GenBank genome assembly. Lineage: Eukaryota; Fungi; Glomeromycota; Glomeromycetes; Glomerales; Glomeraceae.